Messenger RNA from Guillardia theta CCMP2712, 830 nucleotides. RefSeq lists its product as hypothetical. The record is from RefSeq and is a predicted model, not a curated record. Bases 22 to 795 code for a protein of 257 amino acids. Gene Ontology annotation, cellular component: COP9 signalosome. The transcript has 9 exons. NCBI's taxonomy places the organism in Eukaryota, Cryptophyceae, Pyrenomonadales, Geminigeraceae.
GUUAUCAAGUUAAGGAUAGAGAUGCGGAACUUCUUCGCAUGUGCUCACUCCGUGACCAAAGCUGAGCAGUGGAGCACUGGGAGGAUCCGCACCAUUGCAAAGCUCAGGGCUGCGAGCGGGUUGGCUAACCUUGACAGCGGGAAGUACAAGAUAGUAAGGACGAGAGGCGAGCGAACGAGACGGAACUCGCAGGUCAUCGCCCCGCACGACGUGGCCAUCUAUGGUGGCCUCUGUGCUCUUGCCACAUUCGAUCGCUCCGAGCUCGCGGCCAAGGUGAUGGAGGAUGCGGCGUUCAAGCAGUUCCUCGAGCUCGUGCCCGACUGUCGGGAACUUAUCUCCGACUUCUACCACAGCCGAUACUCCUCCUGCUUGGCUCUCAUGGAGAAGAUGAAGGGAGAUCUCAUGCUUGACAUGUACAUGAACCCACAUGUCGACAAGCUCUACGAGAUGAUCCGCUCGAAGGCCUUAGUCCAGUACUUCACGCCUUUCGCUUCCGUCCAGAUGCCGCUCAUGGCACAGGCGUUCAGCACGAAUGUGGCAGAUCUGCAGAAGGAGCUGACGCAGCUCAUCAUGAAGAAAGAGAUCAAGGCAAGGAUAGACAGUCACAACAAGACUGUGUACGCACGUCAAGCGGAUCAGGAGGUCAGCACCUUCCACCGUGCGCUGCAGAUGGGAAUGGAGUACGAGAGACAGACGACUGCUCUGCUCCUCCGUCUUGACCUCAUCCGCAACGAUCUUUCCAUCAAGGCGAACAGGAUCCAGGGGCCCCCACGAGGCGACAGGGACGAGGACUAGCAUGUCACGUACUGUACCAACAGAAGCCUAGCAGC